This is a messenger RNA of Hermetia illucens (black soldier fly), 2043 nucleotides long. RefSeq names its product probable cytochrome P450 6a20. The record is from RefSeq and is a predicted model, not a curated record. The coding region runs from base 99 to 1607 and encodes 502 amino acids. Gene Ontology annotation, molecular function: iron ion binding; monooxygenase activity; oxidoreductase activity, acting on paired donors, with incorporation or reduction of molecular oxygen. NCBI's taxonomy places the organism in Eukaryota, Metazoa, Arthropoda, Insecta, Diptera, Stratiomyidae. The transcript has 2 exons.
UCUAAAUGCUGGAGCAGGCAGUCCCGCUGUCUUUCCGGCUUCGGAGGCAUUCAGUUUACGUCUUUCUCGUUCGCUGUACGGAUCAGUAGGCGUGCAGAAUGGCGCUCAUUCCGCUGUUUCUUCUGGGCUUAAUUGCGCUUCUAACCGGUGUCUAUUUGUAUAUAAAGCAUAAUUACACGUACUGGCGAAAGCGUGGAGUUCCGUACCUCGAGCCAUCGUUACCAUUUGGUAAUAUCCGCGCAUUCAACCGCAUACUGCAUAGUUCCCAACGGAUAGGGAGGCUCUAUGACCAACUGAAAGGGAAGGGUCCUUUUGCUGGCAUCUACCUCUUCCACCAACCCGUUGUUUUGGCCACAGACUUGGAUUUCGUGAAGACAGUUCUCAUCAAAGAUUUCAACUCUUUUCGGGAUCGUGGAAUGUAUUUCAAUGAAAGGGAUGACCCGUUAACUGGAAACCUGUUCUCAGUAGACGGACCAAAGUGGCGGCAAUUAAGAUUAAAACUGACACCCACUUUCACGUCGAGUAAAAUGAAAUUUAUGUUCCCAAUCAUCGUGGAGGUGGGCGAGCAACUCCAAAUCGCAUUGAGAAAACAAUUUGAACAAAGCCCGGAAGUUGAAAUUAAAGACAUUUUGGCGCGUUACACAACCGACGUCAUCGGCACUUGCGCUUUCGGUAUAGAGUGCAACAGUCUCAAGGAUCCGCAGGCGGAAUUCCGAGUGAUGGGGAAGAAGGUGUUCGAUACACCUAGGAGCGGUAUUUUCAAAAGGAUAUUCAUGGCCACCUCCCGGGAUCUUGCUAAGAAGCUGAAGCUGAAACGGUACCACGACGAUGUCUCUGAGUUUUUCAUGAAGGUGGUUCGCGAAGCCAUUAACCUACGAAAGGAUCAUGGAGUUCAGAGGAACGAUUUUAUGGAUUUACUGAUUCAGUUAAUGGACACCGGGAAAAUCAAAGAUGAUCCGGACAGUGAAGUUGGGAAAAUUACCUUCGAACAAUUGGCGGCACAGGCAUUUGUAUUUUUCCUCGCUGGUUUCGAGACUUCAUCGAACUCAAUGGCGUAUGUCCUGUACGAAUUAGCGCUUAAUCAGGACAUUCAAGAUAAGGCGAGAAAGUCAAUCGAUGAGACACUGAAGAAACACGACGGGCAGCUGACUUAUGAAAGCCUCAUGGAGAUGACUUACAUUCAUCAAAUAGUUUAUGAAUCGCUCCGCAAAUAUCCGCCUAGUGGCCUUGUAUUCCGCGUUGCCACUGAAAACUAUUCUGUGCCCGACACCGACAAGAUUAUCGAAAAGGGUACAAUGGUGAUGGUUCCCGUCUACGGUAUACACCAUGAUCCGGACUUUUACCCAGACCCAGAAGUCUUCAAUCCCGAUCGCUUUGCACCUGAUGCAGAAAGAAACGCAAAUGCAUUCCUUCCAUUUGGGGAAGGGCCACGGACUUGCAUUGGACUCCGAUUUGGUUUGAUGCAGGCACGCGUUGGAAUCGCUAUGCUUCUAAGACAAUUUAAGUUUUCCAUAUGCGACAAAACGAUGAUUCCAUUAGUGUUUGCAACAAAUAAUGUAGUAUUGUCACCAAAGGGUGGUCUUUAUCUUAAAAUCGAGACUGUAUAGAAUCAUUUGAUAGAAUAUCUAUUAGAUUCUACUUGAGAUAUCCAUAUAUAUAUAUGAGCACAAUAGCCACCAAAUUUUCACUCUUUUCAAUAUUAAUAAUUUAUUUCAACUAUUUAAAGAAUCCAUUCAUGAAUUUCAAAUAGAAUGUUGUAAGUAUUUAUAGAUAAGCCUUACCUCUGUCUGGUGAAUUCCAGGCUUCUACUUUAUUCAGAAGCUCAAUCUUGACGUACCUCUCAAGCUGAAGAAAUCACAUGCAUGCAAUUUCAAAUGAUGUGGGUAACAUUGAAAUUCACAGCCAAAUAUUUGUGAUAUUGUGUUAUUUAAAGAUAUGUCCUUAUAUUUGUACUUACCAUAUUAUAUACAAGAAAUGUGUACAUAAGUAUCUUAAAUGUGCAUAGCUUACAAAAUAAAUUAUAUCAACGAAAUUCCAAUCUUC